Molecule: messenger RNA, 738 nt
Organism: Oppiella nova
Lineage: Eukaryota; Metazoa; Arthropoda; Arachnida; Sarcoptiformes; Oppiidae
Source: the annotation of a GenBank genome assembly
GCAAUUUCUGGGAAACAGUGUGUUUUGUGGUGACAAAUGCUGUCUAAACACAAUAAUUAGUUUAUUGUGUCUUAUCUGUCAUAUUGUGUUAUCUUUAUGUGAAUCUUUCAUUUGAUAAUUACGUAAACAAACGCCGUUUGCAGUGAUUAUCACUCAAUGAGAGCUCUUGUGUCCAAAGGCGUCAAAUGGAUGCGUUGGUCGGCAAUCACUGUAUCGUUUGGUUACAUAUCUUUCAAUUUCAUCGCUGAACCCAUACUUUGCUCGGGGUCGUCGAUGGAGCCAACCCUUAGUGAUAAAGACAUUAUACUCACUGAACGCUAUUCUUCAGUAUUCAUCAAAAGCUACAACCGUAAUGUCCAAAGAGGUGAUGUAGUGGUCGCGAGAUGUCCCGCAAACCCAAACACAUUGAUCUGCAAGAGAGUUGCGGCCAUCGCUGGCGAUUCAGUCAGACAUGGAUUCCUAUCGCAACAAGUGAUCCCUCGCGGACACGUGUGGCUGACCGGUGACAACACCAACUACUCGACCGACUCUCGAGAUUGGGGUCCCAUUCCUAUCGGACUCAUUGUGGGCAAAGCCGUGCUCAAGAUAUGGCCGUUCGAAGACUUCCAGAUAUUAGACAAUAAACCCAAGAACUCUUCCAAAACAUAACUCAUUUACAGUUAAAUUAAAUGUUAGAGUCGUUUCUCAUUUAAACAAAUGAAUAGUAUUUUAUGACAAAAUUGUAAAUAACAUUAAAAC